GAUAUAUAAAGAUAUCCUGGAAACAAAAUGUCAGUUCCCCUCCUCAUGAUCUACCAAAUAUCUGUCUUGCUCUCCUGCCUGCCCUUCAUAAUACUUGCACAAGAAGACCUUUAUCAGGAGGUUGAAAAUGAAAUAGCAGCAGAGAAUGGAGAAGGGUUUGAUGAGUUUGCACAAAUACCAGGAAUGACAAGAUUAGAAGAUGGGACAUUACUUUUUAACGGAGAAAGGGUUGUUAGUAUUAACGGAGAUGAUUCUGUAAACAACCCUGGUGCAAACCAACCUCAAUUUAGAUCAGAUGAAGUAGAAGAAACACCUCCAGCUCCAGCAGCCUAUUCAAAACCAGCUCCUGCUAAACCCUUAAUUAACUCAAUGACUGAACUUAGUUCCGCCCAAGAAGUAGUAAACAUGCAAGAAGUUAUAAGGAAAGAGCCUGUUCUCUCAAUGGAGGAGGUUAUUAGUCAGGAACCUGUUUUCUCACAAGAAGAGGUUAUUAGUCAGGAACCACUAAAAACUGUACAAGAAGUGAUUGCAACACCACUUAAAAGUGUUCAGGAAAUACUAAGCAUGAAGGAAGUUAUCAAAAAGAUUCCUCUGACAGAUGAAGUUGUUAAAAAAUGGAGAGAAAGCGAAGGGAAAGGUGCAGCAUCUGAUUAUGCAGAUAUCCCAGAACCAGAAGCCCCUGCCCGAGGCUAUGGCAAUGCUGCACCUGCUGCACCUGCUGCACCUGCUGCUCCUGCUGCUCCUGCUGCUCCUGUUCCAGCAGCUCCUACUCCUGCACCAGAGCCUGUUGAUCUUGAUGCUCUUGAAAGUGAAAUAGAAACUCUCAAAAAAGAACUUGCAGCUAAAAAAAUGGAGGUUACAAAAAUUGAAGAGGUCCUCAGACAAACUGAAGUCCUGCGUUUGGAAGAAAUUCAAAGUAUAAGAGAAAUUGCCACAAUGGAAGAAAUCCAAAGCAUAGAAGAAGUUAUCUCCAAGGAACAGCUGAAGAAAGCAGAAGAAGUGCUAAAGAAAGAAGAGGUCCUUAGCCAAAUGCUUGUCAAAUCAAUGACCCCAGUUACCAAAGUUGAAGAAAUUGUUCAUAUUGAAGAACUUACUCCAGAACAAGCAGAGAGACUACUUGCACUUGCUGGUCAAGCAGAUGCCGUACCAAAGCCCAAGGGAUAUGCAUCAGAUCCUGCUCCAAAACCCAAGGGCUAUGCAACUGCAUGAUGCUGCUGUCACAAAUUCCACAACGGGUUACGCAAAGAUAAAUAUUUCCUAAUGAAGGAAUAAAAUGACAAAUGACUCAUGAUAAUUAAUUACAGAUAUGUUACACACGCAAGUUAAAUCCACAUUAUAUUACAGUUUUAGAUACAUUCAGCAGAGUUUUAAAUAUAUGUAUAUAUUAACCAA
This is a messenger RNA of Eurytemora carolleeae, 1392 nucleotides long. Its product is annotated as biotin carboxyl carrier protein of acetyl-CoA carboxylase 1, chloroplastic. The record is from RefSeq and is a predicted model, not a curated record. The coding region runs from base 28 to 1209 and encodes 393 amino acids. The transcript has 2 exons. Lineage: Eukaryota; Metazoa; Arthropoda; Copepoda; Calanoida; Temoridae.